AUGCAUAAAAGAUACAUCAAGGAUGCAGCCUCAAAGGAACUUGUGGGUGAUAAAAGAAAGGAUCCACGAGCUCAGGCUCCCUCAAGCAAGUCAUCUCAGCUCACUAUGACCUUGUUUCCUACCAAGUUUGAAAAUAGGAAGAUUGAGUACAAGAUAAAGUACAAGGGAAGAACAAGACCAUUCUCUAGAGCUAGAGCCUUGAUCACUUCUGAGCAGUACAUGGACCGAACCAAGUUAAAGGAACUUCUCUCAUCAUUCCUCACUAUCAUCCUUGAUGGUGGGACCAGCUCAACCAAUGCCUAA
Molecule: messenger RNA, 303 nt
Organism: Microthlaspi erraticum
Lineage: Eukaryota; Viridiplantae; Streptophyta; Magnoliopsida; Brassicales; Brassicaceae
Source: the annotation of a GenBank genome assembly